GUGUUGUCGAUAAAAGAAAUGUCGCAAUUAUUACCUGUUACCAUUUGAUGAUCAGUUGCACAGUAUACAUGUAUCUAUCUCUUUUUGGUGUACAGUUUACUCUAUUGCCAGGUUAUUUUAAUACAUACGAAUUGUGUACAAAAGCAAGCUAUUAGCAAUAUUAAGUGUUACAGUUAUUUCUUAGAAUAUGAAAAUGACAAGAUCUGAUGUAUCAACUGAAACUAAAUCUAAUACUGAAAAAACAGGUAAUAAUCCUUUAGAACAAUUUGUCUUAUUAGCAAAAACAGCUAAAGGAGCUGCGGUACUGGAAUUAAUAAAACAAGCAAUUGAAACUCCUGGAGUUCACGUUUUCGGUGAACUUUUAGAUAUGCCUAAUAUCAAAGAAUUGGAAAAUGGACCUUAUGUAGCAUAUUGGAAUACAUUGAAUCUUUUUGCUUAUGGAACCUACAAAGAAUACUUAGAAAACAAAAAUAUAUUAGUUGAAUUGACUCCAGUCCAAAAAAAGAAAUUACAACACUUAACAAUUGUAACAUUAGCCACAAAGUCUAAAUGUAUACCAUACUCAGUACUAUUAGACGAAUUGGAUAUAAAGAAUGUUAGAAAUUUGGAAGAUUUAAUAAUUGAAGCUGUCUAUGCUGAUAUUAUAAACGGAAAAUUAGACCAAAAAAAUUGUCAGUUGGAAGUAGAUUAUGCUGGUUUAGGACGUGAUGUAAAACCAGGAGAUACUGGCGCUAUUACUGAAACACUUGCAGAGUGGGGCAAAACUUGCAAUGAUAUUUUAGAAUGUAUUGAACAACAAGUUGUUCGAGCAAAUGCUGAAAAACAGCGAGCAAUUCAUCACAAAGAAAAAAUCCAACAAGAUGUUCGUAAUUUACUAUUGAUCGUAAUAUUGCAAAUACAAAAAAAAACCUCGUGUCUCCAAGCGGUGCCAGUGGAAUUCAAGAAGCUGAUACGGUAGCAGGUAAUUCUGGUACAGGAAAUAGUGAUUCUUGUAGAGAAGCUUUACCAGUUCUACCAGAUGCAAAAAGGAAACAACAAAAAGGGAAAGGUAUUAGAGGAGGUGGUAAGUUUUGGAAAACUUAAACGAAAAAAGUUGUUUAUCUAGGAAUUUAAAUGGUAUAGCUGGUAUCAACAGUACACCUACGAAAUUGUGUAUCUUAGUUGGAUAACAAAGAAGUCUGCAGUACAAAACUAUCUUGACCAUCCUCAAACUCGGAGUGAUACAUUUCAUGGUUAUUGAUUUUUGAAGUACAAAAAUAGUUUUUACGUAAUAUUAAAGAUUAUUUAUAAUAUUUUGUAUACAACAGAAAAUUAAUGGUAAUAGAGAUUGUAAUAGCAAGACACAUUCUUGCUACUACACAGUUCAUCCAUUUUAAAAAAUUUAUAAGGAAUAAUAACUUUAAGCAAAGACAAAUUUAGUUUUUAAUUGCAUAUUUAUCGUUGGUUGGAAAUUAUAACAAGGUAAUGAAACGAAAUAUUUUGUGUUAUCAUUAAAGUGUUAUACUAUUUUUUUAUUAUAUAAUAAAUUGACGUGAUUAUAAACGUGAGUUAUACGUUUUAAAGUUUGAAGAAUAACCGAUACUAACCGUCUUUUUAGUAUUUACCUAUUUGGCCUUUUAUUAUAUAAAUUUUGUGGAUAAAAAAAAACUUAACAUAAAUCUUUUGUUUGCAUUACAAAAUUAAAAAAUAUUUAUAAAAAUACAACUUAUAACAUUGACUGAAAUGCUUUAUUUUUCAUUUCAACUCAUUUGACAAAACAAAUAUAUCUUUUUAAAUAAAUUAUAUUACAUAAUUUGACAUCUACCGAUAAUUUUACAUACCCGUGUUUUUGAUAAUUUUAAAAUUAUUUUCAUUUAAACUCUAUUUAUUUAUAUGUUUGGCGAGUAUAGUAAAUGCACAUAUUACAAUAAUAUAUUCGUCGUUUUCUUAAAUUGUAUUAGAAUAGUAAUCAAUAUUUAAGUGAAAGUCCUCUUAAAAUGUAGUAUUUACACUUUAUAAUUUUUGUUUACAUUAUCGACGUAAUUACAAAAUGAAUAAAUAAAAUUCCUUUUUUUUUAAUUUUUGCACAACAAAUAUAUAGCAUAACAAUUAAAAUGUUAUACAGAUUAUGGUAAUUGAUGAUUUGGCGUUAUUUUUUUAAUUGUUAGAUUAAUGCUUAUAAUAUAAUAUUAUUUACAGUAGAUUUCUCGAUCCUCUUUAUACAAUAUAUAGUUUGAUAAUUUAUUUACACUUUGCUGUUAAUAAUUAUCACAAAACAGAUAUUAUUGUAAUGAGUUGUCAAGGUGUCUCAACGAUUCUGAAGAAUCAGUAUUUUUUGUUAUCGCAGCAGGUUCAGAAUAUUGGGCUCAAAUAUAUUCAAAACCUACUCGAGAGACCUUAUUACAAUACAACUGUUAAAAAAAGGAAUCAAUGGCAGAAGAUACAUUGUAGAUUAUAUUAGUCAAAAUCUAACAAGUUUCAAAUCUGGUUGAUGACUAUAGUAAAAGGCAACAAUGUAAUAAGAUUUUUAUAAAUAAACAUGUAACUUCUUAAUAAUUUGUACAGUUCGCAUAAUAAAAAGUAAAAUUUGUAUUAGUAAUGGUCAAUAAAGUACUCGAAUGAUUA
Molecule: messenger RNA, 2604 nt
Organism: Nasonia vitripennis (jewel wasp)
Lineage: Eukaryota; Metazoa; Arthropoda; Insecta; Hymenoptera; Pteromalidae
Gene: CSN7
Product: COP9 signalosome complex subunit 7
Exons: 3
Coding region: 188-958 (256 amino acids)
Biological process (GO): COP9 signalosome assembly
Cellular component (GO): COP9 signalosome
Source: RefSeq, a predicted model, not a curated record